AUGCUUUCCAGUGACCUCUUUGACUGUUUUAACGUUGACAAUAUUCAUGAACUAGAUGAACCCCACCGGAUAUUAAUUGCUGAUCGUUUCACGGAUGCCCUUGUUCUCCUCCUUAAGGCUAUCGGCUAUCAUCACCGGGUCCGGGCUCAAGACAUAGAACUUCGCGACGGCAUCAGAAAGUGGGCUCGAGACACUCUGACAAUCGCCACUGGUAGAGACGAAUAUUUAUUGCGACAUACUAUAGAUAUGUCCGCCUCCGUUUCUGAGUACUUUUAUCCUCUUUCAUCUUAUGAGACCAAGAUACACAUGGCGACGGCAAGCGCUGCUGCAUUUACUGUGGAUGAUGCAACUAUGGAUCCCGAAACAUGCAAAGAAGUAGAAAAGUUUAGUCAGAAUAUAUGGAGAGGUAUGCCUCAACAGACCAGCUGGUGCAGAAUGUACGCAGAUAUUAUCAGUGGAUAUGCGGAGUAUUUCGGUGAAAAUGAGCCAUUUCUUGGGAACCUCGGAUCCAUAGCAUGGACUAGCUACAUAACCGCAAACUCUUUAGAAAACCGGCUUGCCAAAGAUUUGCCGACACACUUUAACGAUAACACGCCUUAUAGCGAGACAACUAGCGCUUGUACCGACCUGUUUGCUCCGUAUUUCCGCUCACUGACUGGAUUCGCGGCUGCGUACGCAGUUGCUAUCUUUAAGCCCUCGCGUGAGGUCGAAAUCCCGCUACUUCACUGGGUAGCCACCAUUCCCCAUUUGAUUACCUUCCUCAAUAUCUGGAAUGACUUGUUGUCAUUUCCCAAAGAAACCAUUGUGGGGGAAACCUGCAACUUUAUAAGCUUAACUACUAAAGCAAGGCGUCUGCGACGAUCUACUUCGAAUUUUGUGGUCGAAGGGGGUCAGUGGACACUUCGAGAUACAUUAUGUGAAGCUUUCGAGCAGGCGUUAAGCAGCACGCAGGUCCUAGACAAUGCGUUUAUGCCUCUUGCACAAGUUACCUCUAAAGGGCUAAGAGCAGGGCUAGAAGGAGUCAACGCUGAUGUGUCUGAGGAAUUAGAUAGUGGCAAAGAAUUCCAAUCGGCCGCUAGAUUGUGGACAUCUUUCAAACAAGGUUAUAUUGCGUGGCAUAUCCAAUGUCCGAGGUAUAAACUCAACGCUCUUCAGCAAAAAUUGCGGGAAAAACCACACAGUGGCCCAAAGGGGUCUGGCAGAAGCAGCUAA
Messenger RNA from Aspergillus tanneri, 1212 nucleotides. RefSeq lists its product as uncharacterized. Lineage: Eukaryota; Fungi; Ascomycota; Eurotiomycetes; Eurotiales; Aspergillaceae. The record is from RefSeq and is a predicted model, not a curated record. The coding region runs from base 1 to 1212 and encodes 403 amino acids. The transcript has a single exon. Gene Ontology annotation, molecular function: carbon-oxygen lyase activity, acting on phosphates.